CGCAGCGCCCUCCUUCUCCUCCCUCUCCUCUUUCGGCGGAGUUGUGGGUUGCAGCGUUGCAACGAGCGCAGAUCCGAGAGGGUCGCCUUCGGGAGGGACCCCGACUUUUGCCGCGCCUGCCGGGGCGUUACUCCUCCUGGUCUCCGUCCGAGCGGAAAGGGGGCGCCCGCCUCCCCGUCUGAACACCCUGCUCUUCGGCGGGCAGCAGCAGCAGCAGCAGCGCACGCCAUCCGUGCAGAGUCUCGCUCGCCUCCCAGGCGCGCCGCCCGGACGAGUCUGUGUCCCGAAGUCCAAGCCGGCCGCUUUCCCUUACGGCGCUUCCGACGGUCAGUCCCCCACCCCGGCGCGCAAGAUGCUCUUCGCCGGCUUCGAGCUGCUCUCGGCGCUGGCCACCGCCGCCGCCUGCCUGGCCUCGCUGACGCUCCUGCUGGCCGUCUCGCAGCAACUGUGGCAGCUGCGCUGGGCCGCCACGCGCGACAAGAGCUGCAAGCUACCCAUCCCUAAGGGCACCAUGGGCUUCCCGCUGGUGGGCGAGACCUUCCACUGGCUGCUGCAGGGCCCCGGCUUCCAGUCCUCACGGCGGGAGAGAUACGGCAACGUCUUCAAGACCCACCUGCUGGGCCGGCCGCUGAUCCGCGUGACGGGCGCCGAGAACGUGCGCAAGAUCCUGAUGGGCGAGCACAGCCUGGUCAGCACCGAGUGGCCGCGCAGUACCCGCCUCCUCCUGGGCCCCAACACCGUGGCCAACUCCAUCGGCGACGUCCACCGGCACAAGCGGAAGGGGAUUCGCGCCAGGGAGAUCUUGCAGAAGGUCUUAGAAAAAGCCAUCCGGGAAAAGCUGCAGAGCUCGCAAGGCAAGGACUACCUGGAUGCCCUGGACCUGCUGAUCGAAAGCGGCAAAGAAUAUGGCAAGGAGCUGACCAUGCAGGAGCUGAAGGAUGGCACCCUGGAGCUGAUCUUCGCCGCCUAUGCCACCACCGCCAGUGCCAGCACCUCUCUGAUCAUGCAGCUGCUGAAACACCCGUCGGUUCUGGAGAAGCUUCGCGAAGAGCUGAGGAGCAAGAGCCUGCUGCACAACGGCUGCCUCUGCGAGGGGGGCCUUCAUCUGGAGACCAUCCACAGCCUUCAGUACCUGGACUGUGUCAUCAAGGAGGUGCUCCGGCUUUUCACCCCCAUUUCGGGGGGGUACCGGACGGUGCUGCAGACCUUUGAGCUGGAUGGCUUCCAGAUCCCCAAAGGAUGGAGCAUCAUGUACAGCAUCCGAGACACCCACGACACCGCUCCCGUCUUCAAGGACGUGGACGUCUUUGACCCCGAUCGCUUCAGCCAGGACCGCAGCGAAGACAAAGAUGGCCGCUUCCACUACUUGCCCUUCGGCGGAGGGGUACGGACCUGUCUCGGCAAACACCUGGCCAAGCUGUUCCUCAAAGUGCUGGCCAUCGAGCUGGCCAGCAUGAGCCGCUUUGAGCUGGCCACCAGGACUUUCCCUCCGGUCACCCUGGUGCCGGUGGUGCACCCGGUCGAUGGACUCAAGGUCAAAUUUUUUGGACUCGAUUCAAACCAGAAUGAAAUCUUGACAGAGCAAGAGGCCACGUUGGAGGCCACGGUGUAGGCCAAAGCGUGCUCUGGGCUGGCGAGGUAGGAAGAGACCGGAACAGAGACGGGGAAGGAAGAAGCUCGACCCACCACCGCUGGAGGGAGAAGGGCUGACCUUGGUGGACACAUUCGGCAAAAGCCGCCUCCAGAGAAUAUGCCAAAACUGUGCGGGUGUUUCACUUGGGUGUGUUUGUGUGUGUGUGUGUGUGUGUGAACAGUGGAUUUCUCCUCCGGGGCUUUCUGUUCGGUUUCAUGUUUGAACACCGGCGAGAAGCAAAUUGUGUUGACCAUAACCAGCGUAUGUAUGUGUGUGUGUAUAUAUAUAUAUAUAUACACUUACUCCCAAGUGUUAAUCAGGCAGUUGUCAUUCCACAGUAGUUGGGAACUCUUUUUUUUGUCUUUGCUAUUCAACAUGGCCAUGGGACUCCCCAAGGGGGCCCCCGGGUGCAAAAUCGACCCUGCUUGCUUUUGUGGCACGAGGGUGGGAAGGAGCCCUCCCUGCAGGCAUCAGGUAUAACAACAACAUCCAGGAAGGGAGGGGAUCAGGAAGAUGGCUGGGGAACAGAGGUGGUAUUCAGCCAGCUUGGACCGGUUCAGGAGAACCGGUAGUGCA
This is a messenger RNA of Notechis scutatus (mainland tiger snake), 2209 nucleotides long. Lineage: Eukaryota; Metazoa; Chordata; Lepidosauria; Squamata; Elapidae. The record is from RefSeq and is a predicted model, not a curated record.